Messenger RNA from Erythranthe guttata (spotted monkey flower), 3140 nucleotides. Lineage: Eukaryota; Viridiplantae; Streptophyta; Magnoliopsida; Lamiales; Phrymaceae. The record is from RefSeq and is a predicted model, not a curated record.
AAUAUAGGUUGUAGCUACUAGCUAGAGGGCUGAUGACGUGUUGGUACAAGGAAGUGCAUGCAUGGGAAAGGUGGUGUAAUGUAAUAUAAUUAAUAACCAUCAUUGCUAUUUGCUACUGCUUUGCAUCAGUUUCUGUGAUUAAUUCCAAUUCCCUAUACAUAUAUAUAACUCCACUUUCUUUUCUGAUCAUCUGAAUUAAAGCUUUCAUCUAUAUUUCCUUCGCUGCAGAGUUCAUAUCUAUAUAUCUGCUCUCUUGUUUUCUUCUCAUGCAUGCAUGUUUUCUAAUUUUCCUUUUUGCAAUUUUUAUUUUGUAAAAUGGAAAUUCAUUCGGACAAUGAAGGUGGUGUGGGUUUAAUUGAAACCCCAGUAAAGCUUGAUUCUGCCGCCGCCGCCCCUCAUUUCUCAUACAGGUAUAGGCAUCGCAAAUGCAAGGAUGACACUGCAAUUGCAAAGCUUCUUCUAGAGGAUGAAACAAGCUAUGAUGGAACUUCAUGCUUCGGAAGUGACGAAAAAUGUCAAAUUAACUUUUGUACCCAACCUCUUGUUCCUGCUAAUGCUGCUUUAAGUUUGCCAUCAUGUUGGAUGAGUACAAAAAAAAGAAGCAGAUCGGUCCGAAAAACUAACGAAAAACUGAUAGAAAAGAUUAAAUCGACAAGUCGAAUUUGGUAUUCUGUACCUAUAGUAUAUUCUGAUGUCAAUCCAUGGGAAGUUCUUGCACCCCCGACCCCUGAUAUUGUAGCUACAAAGCGCAAAAAACGAGAGAUUCAUCAAAAGAAAACCAACCCAUUUCUCGAAAUUCAUCAACAAUUUACGAGUAAAGGUCAUGAACAUAUGCAUGAUGAUGAGGAGAUCAUAGUUUAUCACAGGAGGAAAAACGAUAAGUACCAUGUUCGAAAGAAAAUAAUCUGGCCGAGUUUACUCAGACAAGGUAUAUAUAUAAUAUAGUGAUUCAUACCUAAAUGUGAAUAUUAGUGAAGUUUAUGUUAUGUAUAUGUAGUUCACAUAAUUGUGCAUGCAUGCAGGAGCGAAGAAAAGAGCUACGAAAAAGAAGGGCAAUUUAGUCCUUGCGAAAACAGAGCAUACAAAGGAAGGAAUGAUGAUAGUUCCUUGCAAGGACAAAAUAGUAAAUGUGAAAACGCAAGAAAUAGCAAAAGUAGAACUUGAUGAAAGGACAUUGAAAGAAUGGACAAUUUUGAUGGAGAAACGAGAUUCCGAAAACAUUGAAGAUCAAGAUGUAGAUGAAGAGGAGAGAGAGUGGUGGGAUAAGGAGAGAGAAUUGAUGAACGAGCGUGUAAAAUCAUUCAUCUCCAGCAUGCACCUUAUCCAAGGUGAAAGGAAAUUUUCGCAAUGGAAAGGUUCGGUGAUUGAUUCUAUCGGUGGAGCAUACCUUACGCAGAAUGUCAGCGACACUCUUUCAAGGUAUAUAACCUAUUCAUUCUCUGCGUUUAUAUCACUUGCUGCUAAAUAUCCACACGGAGUAAAUUCUGGAGUCGAAAAUUGCAUUGGAUCUUUGAAUGAUAAAACUGUAUUAGGGCCUAAAUCUAAAUUCAAGAUGGGGACAGAAAAUAAAUGUUUUAGAAGAAAAAGAAUUAAAAAGGAAGAAGAAGCUAUCGAUUGGGAUAAUUUAAGGAAAUAUUAUUCUAAAGACGACAUUACAGCACACGACACGUCAUCAAAUGCUUUGGAUUGGGACGCUGUUAGAACAGCGGAGCUCGACGAAAUAGCUAAAGCCAUAAAGAACAGAGGGAUGAGCAAUCAUUUGGCUGAAAGAAUAAAGAAUUGUCUCAACAUUUUAUCGGAGGAUCUUGGGAGCGUUAAUUUGGAAUGGAUAAGAGAUGUUCCACCCGACAAAGCAAAAGAUUACCUGUUGAGCAUACCUGGCCUUGGACUGAAGAGUGUGGAGUGCAUACGCUUGUUGACACUUUUACAUAAGGCAUUCCCCAUUGAUAGGAAUGCUGGACGAGUAGCUGUACGUCUCGGAUGGGUCCCACUUCAACCGCUUCCAGAAGGACUUGAGUUCCACCUCUUGAAAGAGUACCCGAAGGUGGACUCUAUACAGAUAUAUCUCUGGCCCCGCCUUUGUAAACAUGAUCCGUCGACACUGUAUGAACUACAUUGCCAUAUGAUCACUUUGGGGAAGGUAUUUUGUACAAAGAGAAACCCGAAUUGUAAUGCAUGCCCUUUGAGAGCAGACUGCAAAUACUUCGUGAGUGCUCUAGCAAGUUCUCAGCUUGCACUCCCGGGUGUACAAGAAGAAAACGAUGUACAUUCCGACCAUCCAAUGGAAUCGCUGAAUAUUCCCCUUCUAGAAGGAAGCUGCACAACCUCCAAAUGCGUCGUCGAAACUGAACCUUCAAGGUGUCUACAAAUGGUUGAAUGUGAUAUCGAGGAUUUUGGUCUUAUUAAUCAUGCAAUACCCGAAAUUAGAAUCGACGAGGAGAAAUUGAGGGAGAAUGUACAUAAGUUCAUCAAUGAAAGGAAUAUUCCACUCGAAGAAGAACACGGCCAAAUGUCGAAAGCUUUGAUGCUUCGUACAUUGGAAACUUCUUCCAUCCCAAUGCCUAAAUUCAAGAAUAGAACCCAUUUAAGGACGGAGCAUCAAGUCUUCGUGCUUCCGGAUUUGCACCAUGUUUUGGCAGGGCUAGACAAAAGAGAAUCUAAUGACUCGUGCCCGUAUCUACUCGCUGUAUGGACUCGAGAAAAUGUCGAUACGGAUGAAUGUAAUUCGGAAGAAGAUACAGUAAAUGGCACACUUCUGAUACCUGUCCGAACAGGAGUGAGAGGAAUAUUCCCGCUUAAUGGAACGUAUUUUCAAGCUAAUGAGGUGUUUGCUGACGAUGAGUCUAGCCAAGUUCCGAUAAAAGUUCCGACGGAAUCUUUACGGCAUCUUCCGCGCAGAACUUUGUAUUGUGGAAACAACAUUUCAGCAGUAUGCAGAGGGAUGAAAACGCACGAAGUUCAGAAAUGCUUUUGGAAGGGAUACGUAUGUUUCCGAGGGUUUAACAGAAAAACGAGGGAAGCGAAACCUCUCUCAGCAAGAUUCCACCUCCCACCGCGUAAUGCAGAAAGAUAUUCAAGGGGCAUUAAGAAGAAACUUGAGGAAAAUUACGAGUAAAUCACUUCGAAAAGUAUGUUUUUUU